Messenger RNA from Diorhabda sublineata, 903 nucleotides. RefSeq lists its product as uncharacterized. The record is from RefSeq and is a predicted model, not a curated record. The transcript has 5 exons. Lineage: Eukaryota; Metazoa; Arthropoda; Insecta; Coleoptera; Chrysomelidae. The coding region runs from base 1 to 903 and encodes 300 amino acids.
AUGACAGAAAAUGAUUUUUGGAAUACAAUGAAAGUGUUGGUUGGAAAGGACUGGCUGAAGAUACCUGUGGAGGAUAUCCAGGACUGGGUGGAUAAAGUUAUGCCGAGACGGAUUUCGAAUGUAUCGAAUAAUGAUAUUGAGGAAAAUACGGCGUGGAAAAGAAAAACAUCCGAUGUUAGUGUUAGGAGUUUCAAUUUAGACGAAGAAAUCAUGAAAUUCAGGAAAAGUUUGAAGUACCCGAAGGUAGAUUGCAAAUUUUUCCAUCCCUUAAUACGGCUGAGGCUAGAAAAACUAAUGGGUACUAACGUAUGUAGUCUGACAGACAGGGAUUAUAUGACACGGCUGCAAAUAAGAAUAUUGGAAGACUAUGCCGAAAAAAUGGAUAAACGGAUUAAAACUAGAGAGGCUGAAGAAUUGGAACGGGUGAAGAAUCUUGUAUUAAACGGCACUAUUCCAUUAAGUCAAGCUCCUCCCGAAAUGGCCGAUCAUCCUGUUAUGUUGAUAGAUGCUAUUUGUAACAAACUAAUAGCCGAAAGAAGAGCGAAGAUCAAAAUACCAAAAGUGAAGAUUCCCACAUUCUUGUAUUGGGAUGAUACACCUGAUCCGGAAUCAGGAUUAACCAUACAGAAAGGUCACGUUUUUAGAGGCCCAGAAGAAAGAUUAUGCCUUUCUGCAGAUAGGUUCCUGAACUAUUCCGAAGAACAUGAAGAGAAAUAUAGCAUGCCACAAGAAGAAUAUGAUAAAAUUAUCUAUAUUAAUCCAUUAGUAAGAAGGCUAUUGGAAUGUGAGAGCGUGGAAGAAAUUUACGAAUUGGCUGAAGAAAUAACAGGAUCUUUGAAACCGGAAGAGGUAUCAAGGAUAGAUGACGAACAAGACAACCUGUCAACAUUAUCAACUAGAUGA